This is a messenger RNA of Anopheles cruzii, 753 nucleotides long. It is a transcript of the gene Sec61gamma, whose product is annotated as protein transport protein Sec61 subunit gamma. The transcript has 2 exons. NCBI's taxonomy places the organism in Eukaryota, Metazoa, Arthropoda, Insecta, Diptera, Culicidae. The coding region runs from base 154 to 360 and encodes 68 amino acids. Gene Ontology annotation, molecular function: transmembrane protein transporter activity. The record is from RefSeq and is a predicted model, not a curated record. Gene Ontology annotation, cellular component: membrane; Ssh1 translocon complex. Gene Ontology annotation, biological process: protein targeting; post-translational protein targeting to membrane, translocation.
CAAACGACGUGGAAUCCAAAACGGACACAAACUUUCGAUCUUUGGCCAAGAACGGUGCUUUUUGUGUUCAUUGCUGUUCCUAAUAUUGCUCGUGUCGGACCGCCAGAGUGUAAUUUAGCAACAAACCGCAAUCUACUUUGAAGCUCGGAAACAAUGGAUCAAUUCACCAAGUUCUACGAACCCGGACGCUCGUUCGCCAAGGAUUCCAUUCGGCUCAUCAAGCGGUGUACCAAGCCGGACCGUCGUGAGUUCCAGAAGAUUGCCAUCGCCACUGCAAUCGGGUUCUGCAUCAUGGGAUUUAUCGGUUUCUUCGUCAAACUGAUACACAUCCCGAUCAACAACAUCAUCGUCGGAUCAUAAAGCCGCUUUGCCGGAUCCCGACCCACUUUGCAGUUCAUCAUCCAGCAUCCCGGUUUCCCUAUCUUCAUCUAUUGACGACCGGAAACGGUCUUCGUGCGUUCCGAUCGUCCAACUCUCUCAUCUGAAUCAUAAAUGUUUCCCUGGCACGAAAGCGAAGAAACAGCAGCGUUGGUGGCCUGGUGGCAGGAUUGCUCGUGCACCCGGGAUGGGCCACUCCCGAUGCCGUCUAUCAUUUUGUGUUGGCAUAUACUCUAGUGUGUAUUUCCGUUCUCGAGCGUUGUUAAAAGUAAUUCACUGUGUGUGGCCCGAUGUGUGAAAUAGCUCGCGCCACGUAUUUUUGUGAAAUCAAAUAAAUAAUUUAUUGUUUCACUCAAAAAUGGUUCCAAAUUGUUG